Messenger RNA from Argiope bruennichi, 964 nucleotides. It is a transcript of the gene Prosbeta7, whose product is annotated as proteasome subunit beta type-4-like. Gene Ontology annotation, cellular component: proteasome core complex. The record is from RefSeq and is a predicted model, not a curated record. Lineage: Eukaryota; Metazoa; Arthropoda; Arachnida; Araneae; Araneidae. The transcript is spliced from 8 exons. The coding region runs from base 103 to 897 and encodes 264 amino acids.
AACUUCUUGGAAACUGAAUGACUUGAAGAAAAUUGAAAGUUUACUGUUUUUGUUUGGGAGCUAGCUUUCUGUACGAUCUGUAUCAAAUAUUAAAAAAAUAAAAUGGAUUUUGCUAAGCUGUAUUCCCAAGGAAGUUGUUCUUCCUCGAUUUUUGCAAAAGAUGUUGAUAAUAUGAUGCCCUUUACUGAAAAUUCAACUUGGAAUUUUGCUUCUGAAGACGGAGUAUUCAAAAGAACUACGCACCCAAUUAUCACUGGAACUUCUGUCUUAGGUUUGGUAUUUGAUGAAGGUGUUAUGAUUGCUGCAGAUACCCUUGGUUCAUUUGGGUCUAUGGCUCGUUUUUUGAACUGUCCUAGGGUACUAAAAGUAAAUGAUCAAAUUAUCCUUGGCGCUGGAGGAGAUUUUGCUGACUUUCAAUACAUGUCAUCAGUCAUUGAACAGCAGAUAAUCAACGAAGAAUGUUUGAACGAUGGCUUUAAUUUAAAGCCAAGAUCACUUCACUGUUGGUUAACAAGAUCUAUGUACAAUAGGAGAUCUAAACUUGAUCCUUUGUGGAAUAUAUAUGUUGUAGGUGGCAUGCAAGACGGAAAGCCGUAUUUGGGGUUGGUUGAUAAAAUUGGAACUGCUUUUGAAGCUCCUUCUAUUGCUACUGGUUAUGGCUCAUACUUAGCUCAGCCUUUGUUCCGUACCAGAAUUGAAAAAAAUCCGAACAUAUCUGAACAUGAAGCACUAGAUCUCAUAAAGCAUUGUUUGAGGAUUUUGUACUACAGAGAUGGAAGAUCCUUUCCCAAGUUUACUGUUGGGAUUUGCACAAAAGAAGGUGUCAGGGUUACUGAUCCAGUGGAAAUAGAUUCCGAUUGGUCAGUUGCACGAUUAGUUGGGGCCAAGUGUUCCUGAAGAUCCAUGUAAAACUAUGUAUUGUGUUUGAAAAUGUCUUUUAUAAUAAUAAAUAUAUUUAAAAGCA